AGAGAGAGAGAGAGAGAGAGAGCGAGAGAUGGCAAAGUUGGCUGUUGCGUUCACGGAGCUGCUUGUGCUUGCCCUUGUCCUGGCCCCAGCCACCGCCAGGAACGUGCCUGACCUCGUCACAGCAACCACCAAAACGCCAACCGGCGGCGACGCCAGUGCAGGGCUCGAAGACAAGAAAAACUUCGUCUUUGGUGGAGUCGGUGGCUUUGCGGGCGUCGGUGGCAUUGCUGGUGGUUAUGGUGGCGCUGCUGGUCUAGCUGGACUCGGUGGCCUCGGCGGCCUCGGCGGGGUUGGUGGAGUGGGUGGUCUCGGUGGACUUGGCGGGGUUGGCGGUGUGGGAACCGGCGCCGGAGGCGGUUUCGGCGGCGGCGGCGCUGGUGGCAUCACACCGUGAGUGGGUCUAAUUCCCUGUGUACGUGCAUGUCAAUGCAUGUAUGUGGUAUGUCUCUGUGAUAGUCAUAGUAGUAGCUUUCUGAAAGAGUUGUGUUCGUUUCUAGUUCCGGUUCGGUCGUAGCAAGAGAUGUAUCCUAGUUUAGCCUGCUCUAUGCCAUGAUCACUGCAUGUUCCAAACACAA
Molecule: messenger RNA, 575 nt
Organism: Musa acuminata AAA Group (dessert banana)
Lineage: Eukaryota; Viridiplantae; Streptophyta; Magnoliopsida; Zingiberales; Musaceae
Product: glycine-rich protein 23-like
Exons: 1
Coding region: 29-394 (121 amino acids)
Source: RefSeq, a predicted model, not a curated record